This is a messenger RNA of Gracilinanus agilis (Agile Gracile Mouse Opossum), 1601 nucleotides long. It is a transcript of the gene RIMKLB, whose product is annotated as ribosomal modification protein rimK like family member B. Lineage: Eukaryota; Metazoa; Chordata; Mammalia; Didelphimorphia; Didelphidae. Gene Ontology annotation, cellular component: cytoplasm. Gene Ontology annotation, biological process: protein modification process. The transcript has 5 exons. Bases 37 to 1197 code for a protein of 386 amino acids. The record is from RefSeq and is a predicted model, not a curated record. Gene Ontology annotation, molecular function: ATP binding; ligase activity, forming carbon-nitrogen bonds; metal ion binding.
GAGAAAAUAAUUCAGAAGGAGGAAGACCAAAUCAAGAUGUGUAGCUCUGUUGCUGCCAGAUUGUGGUUCUUGACAGAUCGUCGAAUCAGAGAAGACUACCCUCAGCAGGAGAUACUGCGAGCUCUAAAGGCCAAAUGUUGUGAGGAGGAACUAGAUUUUAGAGCUGUGGUGAUGGAUGAAGUUGUGUUAACAGUGGAGCAAGGGAAUUUGGGUCUCCGAAUCAAUGGAGAGCUGAUCACUGCCUAUCCCCAGGUGGUGGUAGUAAGAGUACCAACACCUUGGGUGCAAAGUGAUAGUGAUAUCACCGUAUUACGUCACCUAGAAAAGAUGGGAUGCCGGCUGAUGAAUCGGCCUCAAGCUAUCCUGAAUUGUGUCAAUAAGUUCUGGACCUUCCAAGAGCUAGCUGGCCAUGGUGUUCCUCUUCCAGAUACCUUCUCUUAUGGUGGUCACGAAAAUUUUGCUAAGAUGAUUGAUGAAGCAGAAGUAUUGGAGUUCCCAAUGGUGGUGAAGAAUACACGGGGUCAUAGAGGUAAAGCUGUUUUCCUGGCUCGAGAUAAGCACCACUUGGCUGACCUAAGCCAUCUUAUUCGCCAUGAAGCGCCAUACCUAUUCCAGAAGUAUGUGAAGGAAUCCCAUGGCCGAGAUGUGCGAGUCAUUGUGGUGGGAGGCCGUGUGGUGGGCACUAUGCUGCGCUGUUCAACUGAUGGAAGGAUGCAAAGCAACUGCUCUCUAGGUGGUGUGGGAAUGAUGUGCUCACUGAGUGAACAAGGAAAACAACUUGCCAUCCAGGUGUCAAACAUCUUGGGAAUGGAUGUGUGUGGCAUUGACCUACUGAUGAAAGAUGACGGCUCAUUCUGUGUCUGCGAGGCCAAUGCAAAUGUAGGUUUCAUCGCCUUUGAUAAGGCUUGUAAUCUAGACGUAGCUGGUAUGAUAGCGGACUAUGCCACCUCCCUCCUGCCCCCUGGCCGGCUCACACGGCGCAUGUCCCUGCUCUCCGUGGUGUCCACGGCCAGCGAGACUAGUGAGCCAGAGCUGGGCCCCCCAGCCAGCACUGCUGUCGACAACAUGAGCGCAAGCUCCAGCUCUGUCGACAGCGACCCCGAAACCACGGAGAGGGAGCUACUCACCAAGCUCCCAGGGGGCCUGUUCAACAUGAACCAGCUGCUAGCCAAUGAAAUCAAACUCCUGGUGGAGUGACUCCACCUGUAAAUAAUUAACAAACAAAGCCCUUGUAAAUCUUUCUCUCUCUCUCUUUUUUUUUCCAUUUUUUCCUUCCUUUUUUGAAACCAACUUGCAAUGCUGUUUAUGAGAGAAGCUCAGGGAGCUGGGGGGAAACUGAGCCAGGUCAGAUAAGAGAACAAAGAGAGAAAAGGAACUAUGUUUUUCAGUCACUGUUGUCCUCCAUUUUUUAACACUGCUGAACCAUUAAAUGGAUUUUACCAUAUGAAUUAAUAAGGCCGAAGAGUAGGGGUAAGGUCUUCAGGUGCAAGUAGAUAAUUCCUUCACUAUUGUUACCUUUUAAAAUACCCUCAAAAAGAAUAUUGCAUUAGGGCCAGAGAAGAAGAGAUAUUGCACAACUCCUUUUAUCUUUUGUGUUUGGA